Molecule: messenger RNA, 984 nt
Organism: Rubroshorea leprosula
Lineage: Eukaryota; Viridiplantae; Streptophyta; Magnoliopsida; Malvales; Dipterocarpaceae
Source: the annotation of a GenBank genome assembly
AUCAUCGAAAAAGAGCUGAAGGAUUGAAAGAGAGAAAUCAUGUCAUUAUUUACUGUUUUUGAAGUAUUCUUGGCAAUUCUUUGCUUUGUUGUUUUCGUUUUCCUAGCAACCAAGCACGAUGGAAUUAUUCCGACCUGUUUUCCUUUCGUGGGCAUGCUGCCGGAUCUCCUCCUCAACACUCACCGGAUUCCCGAUUGGAGCACUGCAAUUCUUCAGAAAACUCACUGCACUUUCCUAUUCAAAGGUCCAUGGUUCUCUAACAUGGACAUGUUGAUCACAUCGGAUCCAAGUAAUGUUCAUUAUGUCUUUAGCUCCAACUUCUCCAAUUUCCCCAAGGGACCCGAGUUCAAGGAGUUCUUUGACAUCCUCGGGAACGGAAUUUUCAACGCCGAUUCCGAUUUAUGGAGGAGCCAGAGGAGAGCAGCUCAAGUGUUGCUGAAGCACGAUAGUUUCCAUCAGUUUCUAGUCAAGACUAGUCAGUCAAUCUUGGCGGAAAGGCUAAUUCCGGUCCUCGAUCACAUCUCCGAUGGGAGUCCGGUGGACCUACAAGAUGUGUUCCAAAGAUUCACCUUCGAUUCUAUAUGUAUGUUGGUUAACGGCUACAGCCCUGGAUGCCUCUCCGUUGAUUUUCCAGAGGUGGAAUUCGCGAAGGCAUUGGAUGAUGCAGAGGAAGCCAUAUUUUUCAGACAUAUUAGACCUCAAAGCUUUCUGAAGUUGCAGAGAUGGCUAAAUAUCGGGAAAGAAAAGAACAUUAAAAUUGCCCGGCGAAUCCUAGAUGAAACGAUCUCAACAUGUAUUCACCGGAAAAAAGAAGAGCUGAACAGAAAAGGAAUCAUGUCAUCAAACUAUCAUGACCAUGAAGAAGGUAUGUACGAAAACUCAUGUCAAUCGAUUAAAACUUGACUUCUUAUAGGUUUAUCACUAGCUAGUUGAAUAUUAGUUAGAAGGACAAUGAUUGCCCGAGUGUGCACCCAAAAAAAAAAA